This is a messenger RNA of Funneliformis geosporum, 1464 nucleotides long. NCBI's taxonomy places the organism in Eukaryota, Fungi, Glomeromycota, Glomeromycetes, Glomerales, Glomeraceae. The record is from the annotation of a GenBank genome assembly.
AUGUAUACUGGCAUUCUAGAUUUUGAAAAUCAAACUGGAUCGGAUAUAUUUGAUCUUCUUGUAGCAUCUGAUGAAUUACUUCUUGAGGAAACGGUAAUCUUUGUACAAAAGUAUUUGAUUGAAAACGAAAGCAGAACUACAUGGUAUCAACGAAAUUUCAUCAAGGUUCUUCAUACGAGGGAAGAUUUGCAAAUUAAAGAAAUAGAAUUAUGGAAUUACCUUAUUAAAUGGGGAAUUGCUCAAACUUCGGAAUUGAAAGGAAAGAAUACGAAUAAUUUGAGUAGUUGGAGUAAAGAGGAUUUCAUUGCUUUGAAAAACACUUUAAGUCAAUUUAUGUUACACAUUCGAUUCUUAGAUAUUACUUCUAGAGAUUUUUAUAACCAUAUUUGGCCUUUUAAGGAGGUGUUGCCUGCAGAACUCUUUGAGGAGAUUCAUGCGACCAUCCUUGCAAACUGGAUUGAAGGGAAAGAAGCCGACGCAAAAAUCCCAAAGGACAGGUGUAUUUUAAUUAUCAAGGUUCAAGAGAAUGGGUCCAUAAUUGGAGGUUAUAAUCCACUCGGUGAUGGAAACAAUUUUAGAGAUUUUAAGCUUUGUCGAGUAACGAAUAGCAGUAGGGCAAUUUAUAACAACGAUUUGAAUUUUGGUAAUAGCGAUUUGGUUGUUAAUGUUAAUAAAGAAUUAAGGGGGAAGGACGUGUCUGAUUCAAGUAGUUGGAAUGAAGAGGAUUUUAUGACUUUGAAAAAUACCUUGAAUCAAAUUAUCAUGCACAUCCGAUUCUUCGAAAUUCCUUCAAGAGAUUUUUAUAAUAAGAUCUGGCCUUUUAAGAAAAUUUUAUCUCAAGAACUAGUUGAAGAAAUUUUGUCAUUUCAUAUGACAAAUGCUCAACCUAUUCCAAAAAUAACACCUCGUCAUGGAAGAAUUAAUGUUAAUUCAACGAUAAUUAAUUCGAAACAUACGGCCAUUAUUAAUAAUUGGAUUCAAAAGAAAGAUGCUAACGCAAAUAUCCAUAAUGAUAGUAGAUAUGAUUUUAAGCUUAUUUAUCGUGCAAGUAGAGAUGGUUCUGAAAUCACUCCUGUGACUUGUUCAUGUAGAUUGGGGAAUAAAGCAACGGUUUUGAUUAUUAAAAUCAGAGAUGAUGAAACUAUACUUGGUGGUUAUAAUCCAAUUGGUUGGAAGCAUAAUAAUUGUUUAUAUGAUCCAUGGGUGAACACAAAUGAAAGUUUUAUUUUCUCUUUUAAAAGAGAUUUGAAAGAUACAAAGCUUAGUAGAGUAUUAAGUUGCGUUAAGGCAAUAUAUGACACGAAUAACUCAUCGAGAUUGAAUUUCGGUAAUAGUGACUUGGUCAUUAAUUAUAUUAAUAAGAGUGGUACGUGUAAGAAAAAAAAUUAUGAAAUUAGCAUUUUUGAUAGGGAGUAUUUUAUGUUCGACGAAAUGGAGAUUUUUAGAAUUUUUAAAAGCAAAUAG